CACACUCCAGCGCCGCCCUUUUUUUUAGGGCCUGAAAUUGAAUGCCGUUAUGUCGCACAAUCGCACGUGAUUAUGUUGCCCUUUUAUCCUCUACUGCCCUCUGUAUUAUAAAAUCGUGGAUUUACAAGUUUAUCAAACUCAGAUUUGUAAACAAAAACAAGGGACAUCGAUGCCCCAAAUUAGUAUAAUAUCCCCACGUGUAAAUAAUACGAUCAUUUCGGAGUUUUGGUUCUACCACAGCUUAUCAGUAGAGGGUUUCCUGUGCCCUUCAGACUGGGUGGUAGCAUUUCCCUUAAAUAGAAUAAAUAAUUCUCAGUUCAAUCAUUGUUUAAAGACAGAUAUAUGUAAUUUGAUCUCCGAAAUUAAACAUAAAAAAUCAUCAGUGAAGAUUGCAUGUAGCUGAUGGACCAAAACCGUUUUGUUAUUACAGGAUUUAAUCAUUUGAUCCAUUAACCUGGCCUGAUAAAAUUAAUUUGAGCUCAAAUAAUUUACAUGUGCUUUAAUUAAACAUCUCUUUUUGAUGAAAUGAUAAAAUGAUCACUUUCUGAUGUUUAUGCCACAAAGACUCAAUCAAUGAAAUGGGAAGAAAAUCAAGUUUCUGGCUUGUGUAGUUUGACAGACAAAGUUACUUAUAAAUCAUAUUUCAGAUCCAAGUACAUGACAUGAAUUAUCAACAUUAAUCAUAAAUCACUGGUGAUUAUUUGUUCAGCAAUCAAUACAUCAUACCCAUAAUAAAUUAUAUAGCAACGUAGAGCGUGCGCGUUUCUCCACCACCGCCUGUCAUUCCGAAUUAUGACGAGCAAUCGCAGUGGAAGAUAUAACAUUAAUCACUCCGCUCUCGCCCAAUGCUCGUAUCCACUAUCUCCCGUCACAACUCCACUGCGACCUGAACGCUAAUCCAACUGACCGGCUAAGACAAACGGGUACUGUUGCCAUUCUGUCAACCUGACGUGGUUAAAUAAUCUGUGAUUAUUAAUGUCAUUUUAAGUGCUCGGUUGAAGGAGAGACACUGUAGCGGAAGCCAAUUAGUGGAACAAUUUGAACCCCGUGAAGUGGUAUACAAAUAUGUUCGAGAGGUAAUAUCAUAGAUUAUAUUGAAGGAUUUUUGUAGCUACUUCAUGCAGUUGCAUCUGUUCUGGCAGUUAAAACGUGGACAGUUCUGUACGAGUGACGUUUGUUUGGCCCUGCCACUUUUGGAUCAGUUGUUAUCUGUUAGACGUUGCCUUUGUAACACACGGAGUAUUAUGCAAUGGAGCUGGUAGAAUGAUAAAGCAAAAUAAAUAUGGUUGUUGAAAUAAAUUAUUAUAUUCGCCUUGUUCUUGAACGCAUGGUAAUGCUCGAAUUUUUCAGUUCAGCGAAAACGUUCAAAUGCUUCUAAUUUCGCCACCAUUUACAAACAAGCUGCAGCAAAAGUCAGCUGGUCAAAUGAAAAAUAUAACUCUGUGCAAAUACGUGCUGUUGACUUCAUGUUAGGAUUUAGGAUCUACAUCCCUGGUAAGUGUAGGGAUUCGGGAGUACGUGUAAAACCGACCUCGUCAGCCCCCUUCACAAUUUUGCGUUAUUACAACUGCGGGUGACAUUUAAGAGAGUUCACUCGGUCGCUUGCUGUGUCUAAGCAGAGACGAUAAGCCGGCAUGGCACAUUACCGUGUAUCCAAGAUCGCUUGACUCGAAUCACGAUAAGACCUUGUCAAGUUGUUUCACAGUUAUCAGCAAAACAAAAGUCUUGUCAAAUCACUGUAUGAAUGGUAGGAAGAUAUGAUUGGUUAGCCAAAUCUACCGGGCAUCGGGGAAUUAAUUUUGUCAUGCACGCUACGACAGCUCGACUUCUCCCUUCCUCACGCACAGUGAAAGAGUUACGGGAAGCCCAUUCUGUCGCUGUCACACGCAAACCCACGAUAGAUAAGUGGUGCAUUCUUCAACUUAAGCACGAGUAAAUACCACCUCCCUUGCUCCACCUUGCUACCUUCCCUCGUGCCCAUAAACUGAGCGGUUGACCACGCGUCUACGGUAUCCGGGGUUUGUGCGCCGCUAUCUGACUUAUCUUGUUAACUUUGCCUGCUCUUUGGUAGCCUGAGACUGUCAAAGAGAAACAAGUACUUAAGUAGCAGAAACUAUUGCAAAAAUUACUUCAAUCUCAAUCAAUAUGCCGAGAUAAGGAAGCGGAGGCCGAAGGUUAAUGAGAGGAAAUGGACGGUCAACACUUCUUCAAUCAGGCGAUUUAUCAGAGAGAGGCUAACUAUGGAGUCCCGGUGUCGUCGACGGCGGUUGGGAGCUACAGUACCCUGGGCGGGCCAACUGCUUGCAUCUACGCCGCCAAACCUGCGAGUAUCAACCAAGGAGGAGGGUACGGUGGGCAGGCAAUGACGGUGGUAGACCACGGAAUACAACAAGAUAUCCUAGCCCAGAGUCUCUCCCCUCAGGCUCUAGGGGGUGGCCUGCCGUCACCCAUCCCGGCGCACAUCCAGCAGUCACAACUGGUGGCCGUAUCUCCACAGUCUCAGCCGCCGCCGGCUCACAGCCAGACGCAGCUCUCACCGGCCUCUACCCCGUCGUCCACGGGGGUGGGGUCCACCCACACCCCAACCACACAGCCCGCACUGCAGUUCCCCUGGAUGAAAACGACCAAGUCCCACGCGGCUCAGUGGAAAGCACAGUGGCCCGGUAGGAACACAUACGGGGCCCAAUUUUCUCUAGAAGACGACAACAAAAGAACCCGAACAGCAUACACUAGGGGACAGCUUUUGGAACUGGAGAAAGAAUUUCAUUUUAAUAAAUAUAUAUCUCGUCCACGUCGCAUUGAACUCGCUGCCAUGCUAAACUUAACUGAAAGGCAUAUAAAAAUCUGGUUUCAAAAUAGGAGAAUGAAAUGGAAAAAAGACGAAGCAAAGCGACGUCCGCGGCCUCUAUCGACAACAUCGGGAACUGCGACGACAUCAGCAGGGAUGGUUACGUCAGCCGCAGAAUCAACUACGUCAUCACUUAAGACUGUCAGCUCUUAUGAAGAGUCUGGUAAAGAAUUAAACGGGGAAAUGAAAAAAGAAGUCGCAGAACACAGAAUAAGUCCUUCUGUCAAAUAGAUCGCAGAUCAAAUCUUUUAAACGAUGUGACUUUACACAUGGCACUAUGUCAAAAAGGGUAUAAAGAAUCAACAGAGGGACUCCCUGUAUUUAGGCUCUUAAUAAUUAAUUUAUAUGGAGCUUAUACAAUGUACUUAUAUCUGACGUUGCUAAAAUGCAUCCUAUUGAUAUACCUCUGUAUGAAACCAAAAUGUCAUCUGUAAAUUGGCCAAAGCCCAGUGAUAACGCAAAAGACUGGGUUUGAGCAAUGAACAACGUUUAUUGUGGAGAAGGUAAUUUUCGUCCAUCAUCAUAAAGCUUCUGUAGCUUCAUGUACUAUCUGUUUAUAUCUUAUAAAGAUUUUUCAUUUGUAGUUUUUAUUUUCGAAUUGACUCAAAGUCUUUAACUGCUAUAAAGUAAUAAAAUAAAACGCAGAUGUAUCCGGUUAUUGAUACGUCCGAGAAAAAAAAAAGGUCAUUAUUCACAUAUUGUGUCUUAGGGGCAGUGUCUCCUUGUACAAGCGGACCUUUACCAAACAUGAUGACAGGAAACGUGUGACGCUGUAAUAGACUCGAUCCACAUGGAACGUAGUACAAUGAGAUAACACAACGGUUUUGACUGAGUACAUGUACAUUGCUUUGUCUCAAAAUGC
Lingula anatina is the source of this 3710-nucleotide messenger RNA. RefSeq lists its product as uncharacterized. Gene Ontology annotation, molecular function: RNA polymerase II cis-regulatory region sequence-specific DNA binding; DNA-binding transcription factor activity, RNA polymerase II-specific. The record is from RefSeq and is a predicted model, not a curated record. Gene Ontology annotation, biological process: regulation of transcription by RNA polymerase II. Gene Ontology annotation, cellular component: nucleus. NCBI's taxonomy places the organism in Eukaryota, Metazoa, Brachiopoda, Lingulata, Lingulida, Lingulidae.